Saprolegnia diclina VS20 is the source of this 1653-nucleotide messenger RNA. RefSeq lists its product as hypothetical. The record is from RefSeq and is a predicted model, not a curated record. NCBI's taxonomy places the organism in Eukaryota, Oomycota, Saprolegniomycetes, Saprolegniales, Saprolegniaceae. Bases 6 to 1499 code for a protein of 497 amino acids. The transcript has a single exon.
GGAGAAUGGCAGCAAAGCGACCGAGCCCGUCGCCAGCGUCGGUGCUCGACAUCAUUCAAGUGCUCGUCUCCAUCGUCCAAUGUACGCUGUCGCCCUCGGACGUAGCAUCCUUUCUGCACGCGCUGCCACCAGCUACAUUGACGCCACCGCUCGCAGCCCUCGUCCAGCUCCUCAGCUCCCAGGAGCCAUCGAGUGUCUGGCCGAUGCCAAACCUCUGUGACGUCAACGAUACUCGGGCUGCUAAAAACACUCUGGUUACUGCCAUGCCCGUCUUCCACUCAAUGUCCAUCGGUCGCUUCUCGCAACACAACAUUGUGUUUCCGAUCACGGGCAUCAGCUUUGACGCCCCAUUUUGCCGCUUUGUCGCCAACUGGGCAACCAAGGUGACGCACGUUCAGCUUCUCAAGAGCCCUACCACAGACCAGCGCGAGGCGUGCUACAGCGUGCUGCGGCAGUGCACGAACCUCCAGCACGCGUUUCUUCCGUGUGAGACGCCGCUUCUCGACGCCAUCACGACGCCGGCCCACCGCGUGUCCGACCUUCGGCUCAAUCUCACUUCCAACAAAAGCGCUUAUACGUCUGACGUUGUGCCGGCCAUCGAGCGCUGGCUUGCGUCGGGCUACGCGCGGCACUUGGCGCUCACAUGGCUAACGACACCCGAUGCUCGUCUUGCGCAGGUUCUAGCGUCGUCGACGCCCUCAGACCUCGCGUUGUGUGUUUCUCCCGGUGUGGUUCAGAGCCUCGUCGCGAAUGGCAUCGCAUUGACACAUCUCAAGAAGCUUGAUCUCACCUGCGGCUCGAGUGCGCGUACGGCAGAUGGGUUUCGCCACCUUGCUCCGGUCCUCGACCUCCCAAACCUCAAGGAGCUCACACUCGAAAGCAAACGCGACGGCGCGUACUGUAUGCUUGUACUGCCGAGCAUGGUAUCGCUCCAAGACCUCUCACUCUGCGCCGUCGACCUCACCGAAGGAGAAAUGGCUCCCUUAUAUGGCCCAUAUGUGCUUUGUCGCGCUCGUUUUGACUACGUCAAUUUCUCAACAGCGAGCUUCGGCGCCGUGCUAGACUGGGCCCUUCGCUCCCCGCAGCUCGAAUCGAUUGCGUGGUCGAGCUGCAGCCACAUCGAAAAACGUAUCGACCAAGCGGCUCGUGCGAUGCAGCAGUGUAUCGCGGCCGGUGUGCGCCACUUAAGCUUUCGGCACUGCAAUAUCAACCGCACGAACGUUACGGUGCUUGCGGACGCCUUGGCAGGCACAUGCGCCCGAGAACCGUUCGAGAUGGACCUCUCUUUCAACACAUUCACGGUCCUUGGACAACGCUACCUCACAGCUGCGCUGGCAACAUGUACGAACAUCACGAUCCGCUUGGAAGGUCAAGUGUCCAAGUACUUUGCGGACGAGGAUCAAGUACAUGCCACGGAGAUCAGCGUCGCCAUCCGCUGCGAAGGUCUUUGCAUCUAUGUCUGCAGUCCCACACCACCUUCGUCGUCGACGUCCGCCUAAGUGGUCGACAGUAAUCGAACAGAACUCGUACGUGCGCUGCUGCAGGCGGACGUCGUUGGCAUGUGCCAUUACGUUCAACACUUGGUAUCAGCAGUGCCAGCUACGUUAGAGGUGCCACUGCCUUCGAUACGAAAGUACGCUUUCCCUCAGUGCA